CUAAUUGAGAGAAAAGAACAAAUUAGGUCCAGUAUUUGAAAAUGGUAUUCAACAGCCCCCUGGUGGUCGGGGUAGCGAAGGUAUCGGCGAAUGCGUGUCAGUACAUAGCUUGCAACCCGGAGCGGCUGAGCUCCGAUCAAGUCCUCCACCUUCUCUUCUGCUUCCCCUUUCAGCAUCUCCGUCGCCUCGCUUUAUGUCUCUGGACCUUCUUCUGUUUCUCUCCUCCCAACAACCCUAAUUAUUUUACCUCUUCUUCUUCUUCCUCCUCUUCUUCUUCCUUCGAUUUCGACGUUUAUGAUUUCGACCAAGACCUUCACUCCGACUGAUUCUACAGUUUUCAUCUAAUUCAUUUUCCUAUCUUUUUACCUUUUCUUCUCCUUCUUUUCUUUUUCAAUUUUAUGCACAAUUAUGGGGCUAGUGGAUCACUCCACGUGAUCUGAUGAAAGAAAAGGAGAUUCUUGAUGUGAUAAUUGUGUUGCCUUUGAUAGGUAUUAGGAGGUGUUCUCUCGCAAGAGAACAAUGUCGGGGUUCAGCAGCAAGAAUGCAUUCUCAUUUUUCACAGUUCAAAUGUUUCGAUCAGCGGUUUUGGAUAUUUUCAGCCAGAGAACAACAAGGAGGAAUGGGGCAUAUAUAUAUAUCCAAAGGUUGCACCUUUAGAUAACUAUAUGGUGCAAAUUUGUUGAUGUCAUAAAUUUAUAAGAUGAACUUUAUACAGGGCAAUAAGAUGUAGAGAGUUAGUAAAAUUCUUGGUGUUUGAACAAUGGUAGCUGUGUUAUUGGACUGAUCCAGGUUUUAUAACAAAUUUGUGAUUGGCUAUUAUUAAGAUGAAAGACUAGUUUUGUAUGGGGGAUUAUUACAUAUUUGGAAGGAAAUAAAUCCAUGAUUAUGGUGAUGCAAGUUGGUUGGUUGGUCAGAAAAUUGAAAAGGAGAAAAGGAAAUAUCCAGAGAACGUCAAACUUACAAUACAUAAAAAGUGGUUAUAGGGAAGGUAUGCCAAACAAAUUAUAGAUCCUUAUAUUAUAUAAUACAAGAGUGAAAUAGAGAAAUACUUAACUGCUUUCUAUACUUAGUCUCUCUCUCUCUCAACCUCACUGCCCUAAUACGCCAUCUUCUAAUCCAUGGCCGCCUCUUCAACUCAGGGUUCCCCUGCUGCCCAUGACACUCAUCACGAUAUCUUUCAACUCAUCCAUCAUCACCAGGAAAAAGCGGCUAGGCUUCCACCUAUUGAGGAAGUUAAGACACUUCUCCAUCAUAGUUCUCGCGGUUUUCUCUCCACUUUCUCUCAGAAGUACCAAGGGUAUCCAUCGGGGUCCAUGAUUGACUUUGCUUGUGAUGCUUAUGGAUCUCCAAUCAUAGCUGUUAGUAACUUGGCUCUUCAUACAAAGGACCUAUUAGCAAAUUCCAGAUGUUCAUUGCUUGUGGCAAAAGAUCCAGACGACAGGACUGACCUAAUUAUCACCGUGCAGGGGGAUGCCCUUCCAGUUUCUGAGAGCAAUUUGGAAGCUGUUCGUACUGCAUACACCACGAAGCAUCCCCAUGCAUUUUGGGUGGACUUUGGUGACUUCCAAUUCCUGCGCAUUGAACCUAAAGUUGUUACAUAUGUAUCAGAUGUUGCCACCGCUUUAUUCAGAUCUGGAGAAUUCAGUGAAGAUGAGUUUCGAACAGCAAAAGUGGAUCCUAUAUAUCAAUUUUCUAAGCCUAUAGCGUCUCAUAUGAAUAAGGAUCAUUCGGAAGAUACUAAGCUGAUCGUGCAGCACUACACUUCAGUCCCGGGACGUGAAGACACUAAUCAUAGAGAUGCUUCAAACGGCCAAAAGCCAAGCCAAGUGAAAUUAACAACAAUAAGAAUUGACAUGUACGGCAUGUGUUAUAAUCAAAAUCAGUUGCACAAACUUAAUUAUGUGUUUGUAUAUUUGUGUAAAUUACAUGUAACCCACAUAUAUAUGAUAUAUGGGUUUACAAUACUGUUGAAUUAAUUUCGGACUUAAAAGGGAAUUGGAAAUGAGGAUAUUUCCCGAUCGA
Molecule: messenger RNA, 2022 nt
Organism: Erythranthe guttata (spotted monkey flower)
Lineage: Eukaryota; Viridiplantae; Streptophyta; Magnoliopsida; Lamiales; Phrymaceae
Source: RefSeq, a predicted model, not a curated record